Molecule: messenger RNA, 356 nt
Organism: Lobosporangium transversale
Lineage: Eukaryota; Fungi; Mortierellomycota; Mortierellomycetes; Mortierellales; Mortierellaceae
Exons: 2
Coding region: 99-347 (82 amino acids)
Source: RefSeq, a predicted model, not a curated record
AUGAUGUUUGUAUAGAAGAAAAUGAUAUUCAGCACUGAGCAAGAUUUGCAUGCCGUUCAUGUACACCAUCUCCAUAUAAAAUGUAGGAUGGCCAUAUCAUGUCUUUUUUUUGUUUUGUUUUAUUUUGUUUAUCCAUUUGUUUGUCCGAAACUGAGCCUAGUAGAGAAGAUCAACCUGGCGCUGCUCGUUCCUGGCCCCACCUUGGUUUGGUGAUAGUAGUGGUAGUAGGAUUCACGGAAGCAACAACAGCAAGAAGCAUCUUUUUGUCAUUACACAGAAAGAAAAAUAACGAGAGGAAUGACAUUCAGCAUCCUGCGAACAAAAGUCCAAGUCUCAAAGAGCCAUAGUCAGAGUGG